GUCUCCUCUUUCGAUAAAGAGGCGUUCUUAACCUUGUAAGGCUUGUUUAUAUUUUUUCCGGCAUCAUUUGAUAUUUAAUGUAUAUUUGAAUAAUUUAUUAUAUUUUGCACCGCGUGAUUACGAAAAAAUUGGAUUAAGGUGUGAAUGAAAUUGAUUGAAUCUCAAAACGGAUUUAUAGGUGUCCUAUAAUUCGAAAAUAAUUGUAAAUACAAAUAAAAGGCGCAAUGACUCCUCCGAUGGAAAGAAUUCAGAUUUUGGAGGCUAUCGAAAAGGAUAUUGUAAUGUGUUUGCAAAGUGCGGGACAAGCUUUACAGGAAUUGAGUAAAGAGAAAUGCAGCUUAAAACAGGCAGAGUCGCAAACACAUCAAUUUUUAAAAACACUGGGACAAUUGGAAUCUAAGUUGAGCGAACAAAUUAAUUAUCUUACACAGGUUUCAACAGGUCAACCACACGAAGGUUCCGGAUAUGCAAGUCAGAAAGUAUUACAAAUGGCAUGGCACAGAUUGGAACAUGCACGAAGUAGAGUUAAUGAAUUAGAGCGUAUAAAAAAUAAGUUACGAUGAGUACACAAUUUUUCUCAUAACUUCAAAUAUUCAACUGUAAAUAUGAAUAACAUUGAAAUAAUUUGUGACAGUUCUUAUAAAUACAAGUUUUUUGAGUAAA
Messenger RNA from Nylanderia fulva, 663 nucleotides. It is a transcript of the gene MED11, whose product is annotated as mediator complex subunit 11. Gene Ontology annotation, biological process: regulation of transcription by RNA polymerase II. NCBI's taxonomy places the organism in Eukaryota, Metazoa, Arthropoda, Insecta, Hymenoptera, Formicidae. Gene Ontology annotation, cellular component: mediator complex. The record is from RefSeq and is a predicted model, not a curated record. Gene Ontology annotation, molecular function: transcription coregulator activity.